CGGGCCUGGGGCCGGGGCCCCUCUCCUCCCCGCUCCCGGUCCCGCCGCAUGUGACUGCCGCGGGCGCGCCCCGUCCCGUCUGGAGACGCUGCCCCGCAGCCGCCUCCGCCCCGGGGGCGACAGCCUGACCCUUCGCCCGCUCUCCCGGAGCGGCGUGCCCAGCACCCUGCCCUCGCCCGGCGGCGAGGCGGGGGAAGCCCGGCGCGAAGCCCGGGAGGCUGCCCCUUCACCCCCUCCCCGUCCUCCUCCUCCCCCUGCCCCGCCAUGUCCAGCGAGGAGAGCUACCUGGCCAUCCUGCGCUACCUGACCAACGAGCGGGAGCCCUACGCGCCGGGGACGGAGGGUAACGCCAAGCGGAAGAUCCGCAAAGCCGCCGCCUGCUACGUGGUGCGCGGCGGCACCCUCUACUACCAGCGGCGGCAGCGGGACCAGCAGCGCUUCGCCGAGCUCGAGGUGGUGCUGCAGGCCGAGCGCCGCGCCCGCCUCAUCCGCGCCGCGCACCUGGGGCCCGACGGCGCCCACCGCACCCGGCUGCAGACCUGGCAGGGGCUGUCCCAGAAGUACUGGUGGCGAGGUAUUCUUAAGCAGGUUAAAGAUUACAUUAAAGAAUGCAGCAAGUGCCAGGAAAAGCUAGAUCGCUCUAGAUCUCUGUCAGAUCCUUCUGAAAUGCUGGAGGAACUAGGACUGGAUGCAAAAUCUCAUGAAGAUAGUAAUGAAACAGAUGAUGAAUUGAGUAAUACGGCAUCAAUCCCAGCUGCAUCCCCAAAGCCUGUGAAGAAGAAGCCAAUAGCGAAGCAUGAGCUUGUGUUUGUUGACAGUAAGGGCCUUGUGAAGCAGUCAUCUUCCAAACAUUGUCUGUCAGUCUUAAACCAACUGAAUCAGCAGAGGCUUUCCAAUCAGUUCUGUGAUGUGACUCUGCUGAUUGAAGGAGAGGAGUACAAAGCUCACAAAUCUGUCUUGGCAGCCAACAGCGAAUACUUCCGAGAGCUCUUCAUUGAAAAGGGAGCUGUCUCUAGUCAUGAAGCUGUAGUGGAUCUGUCAGGGUUCUGCAAGUCCAGUUUCCUGCCUCUAUUGGAAUUUGCUUAUACUUCAGAGUUAACUUUUGACUUCUGUAGUAUGGCAGAAGUGGCCAUGCUUGCUCGGCAUCUCUUCAUGUCAGAGGUCAUCGAAAUCUGUGAAAAUGUGCACAAACAGAUGGAAGACAAACAAAUUACGGUGUACCAAAAGGGAGAUAUUCAAACAGUCGAGUCAACACAGAAUUUAGCACAGCAGGCUGAAGUCGCGACGCAGCCUGUGGAUGGUGCUGAGCAACCUGAGCUCGCAGCUGGUGAAGUGCCAGUAGCUGUGAAUGGAGCCCCUUCCUCUGCUGGGAUAGAGGAGGCAGCAGCACCCCAGCCUGACCUCCUGCCCCCAGAGCCUGUAGAAGCCACUCCGGGUGACCUUUCAAAGCCUGUGGAGCAGGGUGAAACAACUGAAAAUUGCGUCAAGAUGCAGCUAGUGGAGAGCAUUUCAAAUAACACCGUGUCUGUUGUGGAGGCUGAGCCAUUGGCUGCGGAAGCCUUGGACACACAAAGUCACACAGAAGUUGGGACAGAUCAAAAUGACAGUGGUAAAGCAAAUGUGGACACUGCUUCUGAAGACUCCUCAGAAACACUCCAGCAAAAACGUGGCAGGCAAAGUAAAGAACAGAGCGUUUCAGUUUCACAACCAGAAAGCCUAGCUUCCAGCCAAGAUGACACUUACAAGAGCAAGCUUCGCCAGCGUUCUGUUAGUGAAGGGGGAUAUAUCAGAUUGCAUAAAGGAAUUGAAAAAAAACUGCAAAAUAGAAAGACAAAUCCUAAAUCUGCAAUACAGCAGGUUGCCAUGAAGCUGGUACAAAGAGGGAAAAAAAUGAAACAGCCCAAAAGAGAGACCACGGAAAAUAACGAAGUAGAAGCUCAGCACAAAUGCACUGAGUGUGGAAUGGUGUUCCAGCGGCGCUAUGCGCUUAUAAUGCACACACUGAAACAUGAAAGAUCAAAAGAUUAUAAGUGCCCAUUGUGUAAAAAAGAAUUCCAGUACGGCGCCUCCCUGCGAGCCCAUCUUGUGCGGCACACGCGGAAGACCGAAGUGAACGCUGCAGCUGCUGGUGGAGAAGAGACAGGCGUGUCUUCGGUGAAAGGGAGAACCAAACGGGAAUUUAUAUGUGAUAUAUGUGGAAGAACUCUACCUAAGCUCUAUUCUCUCAGAAUACACAUGCUCAAACAUACAGGUGUAAAACCACAUGCGUGCAAGGUUUGUGGAAAGACCUUUACAUAUAAGCAUGGAUUAAAGAUGCACUUAGCUCUCCAUGAAGUACAGAAACAGUUCAAGUGUGACUUGUGUGAGAAGUCUUUUGUCACAAAAAGAAGUCUUCAGGAGCACAUGAGCAUUCACACAGGAGAAUCCAAGUAUCUCUGCUCCAUCUGUGGAAAAUCUUUCCACAGGGCAUCAGGACUCAGUAAACACAUAAAGAAACACCAGCCAAAGCCUGAAGUUCGUGGAUAUCAGUGUACUCAGUGUGAAAAGAGUUUCUAUGAAGCUCGAGAUCUUCGGCAGCAUAUGAAUAAGCAUUUAGGUGUGAAGCCAUUUCAGUGCCAGUUCUGUGGAAAAUGUUACAGUUGGAAGAAAGACUGGUAUUCUCAUGUGAAGUCUCACUCUGUCACAGACCCUUAUAGGUGUAAUAUAUGUGGUAAAGAAUUUUAUGAGAAAGCUUUGUACAGAAGACAUGUGAAGAAAGCCACACAUGGUAAAAAAGGAAGAGCAAAACAAAAUCUUGAACGAGUUUGUGAGCAUUGCGGAAGAAAAUUCACACAGCUCCGGGAAUACAGGAGACACAUGAACAAUCAUGAAGGUGUGAAGCCAUUUGAAUGUCUAACUUGCGGAGUAGCCUGGGCUGAUGCGCGUUCCUUGAAGCGUCACGUGAGGACACAUACUGGAGAACGACCCUACGUCUGCCCGGUGUGCAACGAAGCUUACAUAGAUGCCCGGACGCUGCGGAAGCACAUGACCAAGUUUCACAGAGACUACGUACCCUGCAAAAUCAUGCUGGAAAAAGAUACUCUUCAGUUUCAUAACCAGGGGACGCAGGUGGAGCACGCCAUCAGCAUUUUGGCAGCAGACGUGCAGGAACAAGAAACGGAGAUCAGCGUUGGUGGUGGUGAGAUUGAGACCGUGGUGGUGACAGGAGAGACGAUCGAAGCCAUCGAAGCAGUUGCAGCUACUGAGGAAUGUACGUCAGUCUCUACUCUUUCUGACCAAAGCAUCAUGCAGGUGGUAAACUACGUAUUGGCGCAACAGCAAGGACAGAAAAUGGCUGAAGUGACACAGGCCAUUGAAACUGUAGAAGUAGAGGUGGCCCAUGUAGCAAAGACAGACUGAAUAGAGUAGAUAAGCAAGAAGGUCUUUCCAUCUCUGGGAGCUAAGCAUUUAACUGGGCCUCUGAGGCUUACAGUGAUGCCUGUUUUCAAACAGUUAAUCCCCAGAACUGAAUGUCUUGGUGAUGACAUACUGCACCAUGCGUUACAGGGAAAAAGUUAAAAUACUUCAGUGUGGGCCAAGGCUUUGAAGACUAAGAUUUCUGCACUGGUGAUAACUCAAAAAAAAAAUAAUGGAAUAAUAAUGUUUUCUGUGUCAUGGAGUAAGUAUCAUGCUGUAACUUUUAAAAAAACAAAAAGGAAAACGAAAUAGAGGCUGCACUAAAAACUGAAAAUGCACAGCUGUGGGUAGCAUUUUUUUGACUUUUUAUGUAAAUUUGGUCAAGUGUAUGAGCAAAUUACCUAUAUUGGAUUCUGUCUGUUUACUCCUCAAAACAAGGAGAUGGUAGAAUGCUUCCUGCAGCAUGCACUUCAUGGGACAUACAGAAAAUCUGAGGCUUUCUUCUUUGGGUAGAUACACCAUCAGCAAUUAGUGAAUCCCAUUCCAGGCUGGUGAGUUCAGCAAAACACUGUAAAAUUUUUUAUGGAUAAUGGGCAGGGGUCCACUGAAGUCUGAGGAAGUGGUUCUCCGAGAUGGGUUGAUGUACUUUAAGGGACAACAGGAUUUUGAAUUUAAGUUGUCCAGAGGACAGCCCACUGCAGGGAGACUGCUUACAGAAGCAAACUGCUUUUUAUUUGUAAGCGAGGAGCUUUCGCUUCAGCCUCUAUGCACGACCACCUUUCCUUUAACGAUGCUUGGCUGCGUAAAGGAAGCUAUCGCCUGCGUCGUUGCACGUAUCCAAAGCAGGCAACCUAAUGAUGGAUGUUUCUAAUUUUGCAGUACAUUUGAUGUAGAAACUCUUAAAUGAAAAAAGUCUAACGGGACGCUUCUUCUCCUGUAUAUUUAUAUUCCCAAAGAAGCCCAGCUAGUUACAAUGUGGUCUUGUAUCAUGUUGAAAGGAGGAGCCUUGCUAAUUCCCAAAUGGGACACAUUGCAAUAUCAGGAUAAAGAACUAUGAAAAUAUUAGUAUGAAGUAAAAAUGAUUUUUUUUUUUUUUUCUCAAAAUACCAGAGUCUUCAGAAGACCUUAUUACUGCUGCUGUAAGAAAAUACUUCUAGGGCAAGCUAAUUUCUGGUGUUACACCACAUAGAUGGAAAUCUGAUUAAGUUUUACUGCGAGUAAGCAUGAAUCACAGCCAUGCUUGGCCCAAGCUUUAAUCCCUCUGAUUUAAUAUCAUGAACAGUGCACAUCAUAAUCUGCACAAGAUGUGGGUUCUUUCGUUGUUGUUUGGGAUGUUUUUGUAAGUGAGAAAAAUGUCCAUUGAGGUAACUGCAUGUGCUAUGCACAUGAACAAUCAGAACUGUGUUCUUUAAACUGUUGUCAGUCGAUAAUAUUAUCAAAUGUUUCCCAACUUUGCAGCAGCAAGAUAGCCAAGGAGCCCGAAGCCUAUAAUAUCGCAGAGUACUCUUCAUAAGUAAAGCUACAUGCAUAUAACUCAGUGAAAGGGAUCCACUGAACAAAAUUUAAGCAAAAUCUGUGACAAAGUAACCAUCUCAUUUGAAUUAGUAUUUUUACCUUUCCUCUUAUUUAACUAUUUGGGUAUCUGUCUACUAAGCUACAGAAUGGACUAUUCUUUUUAUACUUUGUAAGCAUGUAGAUAAGCAGUUGUUGAAAAUCUUUUAAGCAAUACGUAUUUUGAGUUCCUGCCUGGGCUCUGAAUUAAUCUGCAGAUGACUAUUGCAAAGGUCAGGGUCAUCCUGCAGAGAAGUAACGUAGUUAGUUGUACAUCCUGGAGCCCUUUACAACUGUAUUCUUUUCUAAUUAUGAAAAGGAGUAAAACUAAAAUGAAUACUUUAAAAAAAUAAAAUACUGCUAGCUGUAACUCUUGAAUUUUUUAUACGAUCAAGAAUCUGGAGAUAGCCAUCCUACUUAAAAUACUGGCAUUAUGAUGGAAAAAGAUUUAAAAGAGCGCUAGGUAAACAUUAAAAAUUACUUCAAUGUUUGUAUCUUACAAAUAAUUAUGUAUUACUAAAGUGAGGAAAUGUUCAAGGAAAGAUAGCUGUAAAUAGUGCUAGAAUAUUAUUUGUAUAUUUAGUGUGUUACCUUACAAAAAGCAUAUUACCAGCACCUCAGUCUAAUCUUUGGUGCAUUUAUUUAUUUUCCCAACCUAUGGAAGACAGAGAAGUGAAUCUGAAUUUUGGAGCCUUGUUACCCACUGUAAAAAUGCUUUAACUGACUUGUUGGCCUGCCGUUUAAAAGCAGAAAUCAAACAGAAGAUCAGAAGAGGUUGUUUCCUAAAGGAGACUCCGCCAGGAACAUCAGAGGGGAAUGUUGUGGGUCCCUUCCCUAACGUGCUGUGCCUUAGCUUUUCAGAAGGGCAUGAGGUCAGUAGGGAGUGUCGCUCUCAGCUUCGCUGUUCCUGCACUGGUGAAGUUGCCUUAUGUUUUUCUUUAGAUUUCAGCUCUUAAUUUAAGAUGUUCCCUACUUUACUGCAAUCUAUUUGAAGUCAGACUGCAAAUAAGCAAAUGAUAUUAUUUAAUUUGAUUAUUUUUUUUUUUAAAUAGAGUUCACGAGAAGUGUCCAUUUAUAAAGUAUUCCUAGUGAAUUCCUGUAAAUAAUUAAUUUGAUCUGUACAUUCUGCUGUUUUUAUUUAGUGUUAGAUGUAUAAAGUUACGGUUAUUUCUGUCACUAAAUAAACCGAGCUUUGCCAUGAA
This is a messenger RNA of Calidris pugnax (ruff), 6149 nucleotides long. It is a transcript of the gene ZBTB11, whose product is annotated as zinc finger and BTB domain containing 11. The record is from RefSeq and is a predicted model, not a curated record. NCBI's taxonomy places the organism in Eukaryota, Metazoa, Chordata, Aves, Charadriiformes, Scolopacidae. Gene Ontology annotation, molecular function: protein binding. Bases 265 to 3399 code for a protein of 1044 amino acids. Gene Ontology annotation, cellular component: nucleus. The transcript has 11 exons.